Molecule: messenger RNA, 783 nt
Organism: Komagataella phaffii GS115
Lineage: Eukaryota; Fungi; Ascomycota; Pichiomycetes; Pichiales; Pichiaceae
Product: Cyclin
Exons: 1
Coding region: 1-783 (260 amino acids)
Biological process (GO): regulation of cyclin-dependent protein serine/threonine kinase activity
Cellular component (GO): cyclin-dependent protein kinase holoenzyme complex; nucleus
Molecular function (GO): cyclin-dependent protein serine/threonine kinase regulator activity; protein kinase binding
Source: RefSeq, a predicted model, not a curated record
AUGGAUAAUAACUCUUCCGAGGUGUUCUCAGUAUCUAAUCCCGGUAGUCCUUCGAAAACUGGGGCCCCAUCCAUUGUGUUACCGGUAGAGUUUAUUCACUGUCCUAGGGAUCACCUGGUUGUAUUACUGGCCCGUAUACUUCAAUCUUUGGUUGACAUGAAUGAUAGCAUGACUGAAUCAAAGCAAAUUCACACACAAAAAUUGACAAGGUUCCACUCCAGAGCACCUCCAAACAUUUCCAUUGAACAUUACUUAGGAAGGUUGGCUCAAUAUUCUUACCUAGAGAAUUCUAUUUUGUUGACAGCAGUAUAUUAUAUUGAUCUGCUUUCUUUGUCUUACCCAGUUUUUUCUCUGAACUCGUUGACUGUACAUAGGUUUCUGCUUACAGCAACUACCAUUGCAGCUAAGGGAUUAUGUGAUAGUUUUUGUUCCAAUACUCAUUACGCUAAGGUUGGUGGCAUUCAUGUCAGUGAACUGAACAUACUAGAGGUAGAGUUUCUCAAUAAAGUUAAUUGGCGUAUCGUGCCCAGAGAUUUCAAUCACGAAACUGUCUGUAUUAGGUCUGCCUCCCCAGUUUCUGAAAUCAAGUUGUCAGUCAGUGCCACAAAUGAUGUUCUUGACAUGUAUUAUUACCGGACCAUCAUGUUAGUCGGUAAAAUUGAUGACCUUGCAGUGAACUAUUGCCUGGCAGGGAGGAGUUUGUCAGAGUCAGGCUCCUUGAAACGCCCAGGAAAUGAAAUGGAUUGGACAUCUUGCUCCCUCAGUAGCAAACGAAAUCGGUGA